AUGAUGCAUCGUAAUCAGGCUCUCGUGCGCUACAUAUGGCUGUCUUUGGAACUCGAAACAUACAAUUGCGAUGACUGUGGCAUUGAUAAGAUCUGGGAGGUCAGUGAUGGCGAUUGUCUCCUAGUCACCACAACAUUCAUGGCACUGUUUACGAUUCUCAGUGCAUGGAAACCAAGCGGCGGCUUGGUGCUCGAUAUCAGUGUCUUUUCUCCUUCUGAUGCAAGGCACUGGUUCAAAUAUCUGACCUUUAUGCCUGAUACUGCCUCUGGCGCGUCCCCUGACGAGUGCCGCCCUCGUCGAAGCCCAGAUCAUUUUCUGUUGCCCAGAUGUGAGAUUUUCGGCGAAGAGACAUUCGAUAACGAUGAACAAGAAGAACAGUGGUGGCAGCAACUGCCAGCAGUUCCGGCAGUCACAGCCGUACUGCUGCGCCAACAAACCCGCCGACGAUGGAAGCCGACAACCCUGAAAUAUAUGUUUUCCCGGCUCCCUGGGCUUGAGGGUAUUCACUACGAGCCUUGGAUAGAACCGUUUGAUCACCAACAGGGGGUGACAGAUGGAUAUUCCGUAUCCCUUUUAGAAUCGCUCGCUUCUCAACCACUGCGGAAGCUUGUGCUAUUCGAGAACUUCAAUCCGCUGUAUCUUCCUGAUUUCGGAGACUAUAGCCCUGCUCGAGUCUCGACUCUCCAAGUCAGCCGCGCAGUCGCCAAGGCCAGUCUUGAGCUUGAGCACCUCUCAGCGUCGUUCAUGGUGGAUGCCGGCCAUUUCUUCCAAGCUUGCGAGCCUUCCUGGACGUGGCCCAACCUGACUUGGCUUGCCAUGACUUCAAGCCUACUUGGACCCGAUGCGAGCCCGGUUGCGACGGACGACAUGCUCAUCGCAGCAUCGGCGGCCGCCAUCAAAAUGCCAAAGCUUCAAGUGAUGGAGAUUUGGAACGGCCAGGAGGGACUGGCGGUGCUUUUCAGAUAUCAGAGGGCCAAGGAAAGGCGUCUUGCUACCAUCCUCCGGAAAGGCACGCGGGAGGUUGCCCUGGGGUUUGCUGUCGUCACGGCUUGGGAAGACGUCGCACGGGAGCAUGGUUGCCCCGGAUGCAAGAUUGUUACGGAGUUGGUAGAUUUUGGCCUUGUUCGGUCACAUGGCGACGCAAUCCAUCAGUUGCAGCUUUCGAACCCCGUUAUUCGGCCUGUUUCGUUGUGGCAGAUGCGGUGGGAACACAAGAUUCUGGCGGGAGCGUCCUAA
Trichoderma aggressivum f. europaeum is the source of this 1236-nucleotide messenger RNA. RefSeq lists its product as uncharacterized. The record is from RefSeq and is a predicted model, not a curated record. Bases 1 to 1236 code for a protein of 411 amino acids. The transcript has 3 exons. NCBI's taxonomy places the organism in Eukaryota, Fungi, Ascomycota, Sordariomycetes, Hypocreales, Hypocreaceae.